This is a messenger RNA of Fusarium subglutinans, 978 nucleotides long. RefSeq lists its product as uncharacterized. Gene Ontology annotation, cellular component: lipid droplet; ascospore wall; prospore membrane. The coding region runs from base 1 to 978 and encodes 325 amino acids. NCBI's taxonomy places the organism in Eukaryota, Fungi, Ascomycota, Sordariomycetes, Hypocreales, Nectriaceae. The record is from RefSeq and is a predicted model, not a curated record. The transcript has 6 exons.
AUGGCCGACACAGCUGAAGCCUCGGGAGCUGAUCACCAACAGGAACACGCCAAGCGCAACAGAGUGGUUGACUCUGUUGAAGAGAAAGCUCAAGAGGUCUUUAAGGAGGACUAUGCCCAGGCUCGAGAGCAUGUCGCCAGCGCUGCCAAGAGCCGAUCCUACCUCUACCCGAUCAAGGUACAGGAAUCCUCCUCUUGUACCCCAGAGAGGUCACUUGCUAACGCAGCACGUCUUGAACAGGGAAUUUUCUACUUCAUCUCUCAUCGCUCACUUUGGAAGCCAUUCAUCUCCAAGCUCGGUCCGCUGGUACUCCUCUCUACCGGUGUCAUUGGUGGCAUGUUCUUCUUUACAUACCUGCCGCAGCUCGCCGUACUAUUCUUCGUGAAUGGCCCUAUCGCGCCCUUCUCUGCGGUUCUCUUGGUUCUCAAUGAGAGCACCACUAUUAUCAACCUUGUGUCUCGCAACUACCUCCUUCAAGAUGCCCUUCUCGAUGUGUUUGAUGGUACACUCCUUGCCCGUGGAGAUACCCAGAUCGUGAGCGAGGGACGAGAGGUCAAGUCUGGGGCAGAUCCGAUGCAGAAACUGGGCAAGAUCAUCAAGAGCCCCUUUGAGAAGUUCAGCCCCAAGGCUAUUGUCCGCUACGUGAUGUACCUGCCUCUCAACGCCAUCCCGGUUGUUGGUACGGUCAUCUUCAUUCUCAUUCAAGGCCGUACUCGAGGCAAGGGAGUUCACGGUCGAUAUUUCCAACUGAAGAAAUGGUCGCAACCCAAGAGAGAGGAUUGGCUCACCAAGAAUGUUGGCCCCUACACUGCGUUCGGACUAGUUGCCACUCUUCUCGAGAUGGUUCCUGUUGCUUCCAUGUUUUUCACAUUCAGUAACACAGCUGCCCUCUGGGCUGCUGAUAUCGAGGAUAAGAAUGCCUCCAUGACUGAUGGAACUGCCCCUACUCUGCGUGAAACCGCAAAAAAGGCCGAAUAA